Messenger RNA from Chondrus crispus (carragheen), 759 nucleotides. RefSeq lists its product as hypothetical. NCBI's taxonomy places the organism in Eukaryota, Rhodophyta, Florideophyceae, Gigartinales, Gigartinaceae. The record is from RefSeq and is a predicted model, not a curated record. The transcript has a single exon. Bases 1 to 759 code for a protein of 252 amino acids.
AUGCAUUCCCUCGACGCAAAAAAUAAUUACACGGCAGAAAGUUAUUACAAUGCGAAGACGAGUUGGCUACUUAGCCUAGCCGCACAGGAUGUCGACGAGCUCGGGAACCUUUUGCGGGAGCUCUUUGAAGGUGCUGGGGAAGUAGAAGCUGGCCGUGGCGACGAUGGGCGUGAGCUGCGAGUGGUCGACAUCGGCGCCGAUGCCAACGGCCAUGAUAGCCGCGGAUCCGUUGCGGUUGAUGGCGCCCGCGAGCUCCGAGGUGGGGUUGCCGACGGUCCUGGCGCCGUCGGACAGGACGAUGAUGACGUUCUUUCCCUUCCUGUCGCCGACGAGGGCGAAGCAAGCGCUGAGCCCCUCGUAGACGUUGGUGCGUCCGAAGGGCGGCACCAUGCCGACGAGCGAGGCGAUGAAGAGCGGGAGCCUCUGCGUGCCCUUCUCGAUGACAGUGGCAACGUCCGAGAAGCCGACGGCCGAGUAGCGCACGUCGCGCCGGCGGUUGUCCAGCGCGGCCGCGAUGCCGAUGACAAACUCCACCUCCGUGCCGUAGUGCGCCUCGACCGACCCGCUCUGGUCUAUCGCGAAGCACACGUUGUUGAUCGGGCACUGGUCCCUGCGCCGAACGCGCGCGGCCGGCCGCAGCGCGGACGACGUCGCCACGGCGACCACGCACAGACACAGCGAAAGCCGCAGCAGCGGCGCGGAGCGCGGCAUUACGGAAAGGGGCGUUUUGGGGGGGGGGAGUUGCGGCUGGGUGCUUAG